Molecule: messenger RNA, 1781 nt
Organism: Atta colombica
Lineage: Eukaryota; Metazoa; Arthropoda; Insecta; Hymenoptera; Formicidae
Product: potassium channel subfamily K member 18-like
Exons: 6
Coding region: 219-1781 (520 amino acids)
Biological process (GO): potassium ion transmembrane transport; stabilization of membrane potential
Cellular component (GO): membrane
Molecular function (GO): potassium ion leak channel activity
Source: RefSeq, a predicted model, not a curated record
AAACGCGAAAAGCAAGAGUAAGGAGCGAUCAUUGUUAAGCUGAAUGGUCAAACAGCGUGGAUACUAGGUGGAUGGCAACAGCGAUGAUCGUAGUACGAGGUCGAUAGAAAGACGCUAGAACGUUGCGACCGCUUGCGGCUGCAGCUGCGGCGUCAUCAGUCGCUGCACCUGCAGCUGCGGUGGUGGCGGUGGCGACGAUUUAAUAAGAGGGCGAAACGAUGCAGAACACCGGUGACUAUUAUCAAAGAGCGCCGAGAUGUUGUCCGGGUAGAAAUGGCAACAGCAAUAACAACAAUAAUAGUGCGAGCGGAUCGGUGCGAGGCGCGGAGCUGCUCUGCUGCUGCUGCAGCUGCAGCACCUCUACCUCCACGAAGACUCCGGGAUUGCUAGCGAGUCUUGGCGUGUGUGUGCUCGUCCUCGGCUACACCCUCCUCGGCGCGUUCGCCUUUAUGGCCCUCGAGGGAGACCUUAAAUCGGAUUCGCUUACUGAGAUUCCAUCCUCAAAAUCCGAUGGGGCUUCCUAUGUGCUGCCUAAUCUGGAGAACGACUCCGUUGCCACAGAAUUAAGAGCACGCACGGUCGAAAAGCUAUGGAGUAUCACCGAGGAUCUUAAUGUUCUCUACAAAGAGAAUUGGACUCGCCUAGCUGCUCGAGAAGUCCUCGAGUUCCAAGAGAAUCUGGCCCGCGGUCUUAGGCGCACUUCUUACGAGCAGGUGCCUCCGCGGUCCCGAGAGCAUCAGGCGGAUAGACGACUACACGGACGACGAUGGACUUUCAGCAGUAGCUUGCUGUAUUCUCUGACGUUAAUUACUACCAUAGGAUAUGGUAGCGUAGCACCACGCACAGUUUGGGGCCGAUUGAUCACUAUAGUUUACGCCUUGGCGGGAAUUCCGCUGAUGCUGGUUUAUUUAAGCACAGUAGGUGACGUGCUCGCCCGAAGCUUCCGUCGUCUCUAUGGACGCAUAUGUCGGCAACCGCGUAACUGCACUCGAAAACAACAACCACCGCCACCGCCACCGCCGGUCGGUGGUAUAAUGACCAAAGCGUAUCGCUACGACAAUCACGUGGAGACCAAGGGAGGCGGUAACUACUAUUCGGCAAGCAGGGAAAGUUCCUGCGACGAUUUGGGUAUUCGCGGUACUGGCAGCGCAAUCUUGCUCGACUGCGGUAGUGAGGGUCUCUUGCACGCUACCACCAGUUCGACAGCCGCGCUCCAGGAUGUGACGGGUAACGGCAAGCGACAUUUUCAUCCGUGUUCGCUGUCUUUAUCAUCAACUUCAUCACCGGCGUACAUGCUAGAGACCAAUCCCGUCAGGAUACCGAUCAGCUUGUGCCUGGCGAUAAUGCUAGUGUAUAUAUGCGGAGGUGCGAUCAUGUUCAAUCGUCUGGAAGGCUGGAGCUUGUUGGAGGGCGGGUACUUCUGCUUCACCAGCCUCGGUACGAUCGGCUUUGGAGAUCUGAUGCCAGUGGGACGUAACGCGCCCUCAACCACCCUGGAGGAGUUCAGCCUGUGUGCAUGCGCGCUCUACAUCCUCGCUGGGAUGGGCCUGAUCGCCAUGUGCUUCAACCUCGUCCAGGAGGAGGUGGUACGCGUGGUCAGGGUCUUCGGUAGAACCUGCGGCAUGUCGUCGGGCGUGGUGGUCGGACCUAUCGGUGGUACAGCAGGCGCCACUUCUGGUCUCAAGGCCGAUCUCGAUGAUGGAGGCGGCACCAGCGAUUCGCGAUUGUCCGAACAAGAAGAGGAGGCGAUCGCCAUGUCAAUGGUGCCGGCCGGUUCCUGA